This is a messenger RNA of Planococcus citri (citrus mealybug), 1560 nucleotides long. RefSeq names its product mitochondrial S-adenosylmethionine carrier protein. Gene Ontology annotation, biological process: transmembrane transport. Lineage: Eukaryota; Metazoa; Arthropoda; Insecta; Hemiptera; Pseudococcidae. Gene Ontology annotation, cellular component: mitochondrial inner membrane. The record is from RefSeq and is a predicted model, not a curated record. The coding region runs from base 345 to 1202 and encodes 285 amino acids. Gene Ontology annotation, molecular function: S-adenosyl-L-methionine transmembrane transporter activity. The transcript has 6 exons.
GAAAAAUGUGAAUUAGCGAAUUGAGAACGAUUGAGAAUUAAUUUUACGGAGUACGAAGAUGCGAAUGCAUUUGCAACCGACGAGAGAAUUUCGUAAUUCGUCCACCGUCGGCGUCGGCUACAUGCAACAUAUUUUUUGACGACGAAACGUCGAAAUAGAGUAAUUUACAGACAGUUGGAAGAAUAAUUAUUAUAGUAAUAGGCCCUAAUAUCGAUUAUCGAGGAGAUGUAUCGGAGUGACUGAGUAAAAUAAGAAAUACACGCUGCCAAUUCGCUGGCGCUAUGAUAAAGUGAAGUACUGCGGAGACCUGGCGACCUGACGACGACGACUCGAGUGCGGAAAGUAUGGAUUCGCGAUCUAGUCCAGCGGUGAAGCCGAGUACUUGCCAACCGCUGUCAACUUCAUUUUUAGGCGGUGCGGUUGCCGGUGUAUCUGUAGACAUCGCGUUGUAUCCGUUAGACACGCUCAAGACUCGUUUACAAAGUCAGUACGGAUUUUGGAAUUCCGGCGGUUUCAAGGGCAUUUACAAAGGAGUCGGACCCACCAGUAUAGGCUCGCCUCUUUCCGGUGGAUUAUUUUUCGGCACCUACGAAGCGGUCAAAAAAGUACUACCGGCUGAAAUUCCAGAACACUACUAUCCCGUCGUACACAUGUGCAGCGCUUCCUUCGCUGAAAUUGUGUGUUGCGUUGUUAAAGUUCCGAUGGAAAUAGUCAAACAACGCCGUCAAGCCUCGUAUAAAAACAUGUCGUCGAUUCAAAUCCUAAUCUCGGCUGUGAAACGAGAAGGCGUUUACGGUCUUUACAGAGGUUACGGCAGCACCGUAUUGCGCGACAUACCGUUCUCCGUUAUCGAGUUUCCAAUCUGGGAAUGGUUGAAGAAAACGUGGAAAACGAAAACGCAACGAGAGCUGAGCGCGGUCGAAGUGGCCGUGUGCGGCGCCGUAGCCGGCGGCGUUGCGGCGGCUUUAACCACUCCUCUGGAUGUAGUCAAAACGCAAAUUAUGCUGUCGGAAAAUGUCUCUGCUCGCCAUACAACCAGCCCCAGCAUAUCGAGUUUUAUGCGUUCUAUUUAUCGUCAGCACGGUUUUACAAGACUGUUCGCCGGAUUUGUUCCUAGAAUAACGAUGAUAAUGCUGGGCGGCGGAAUUUUCUUUGGCGUUUACGACGAGAGCUGUAAAUUAGUCAACCAACACGUUAGUUAGCCGUAGGGCAUAGCGUUUUUUUUUACUUUGGUUUUAAAUGUUUACUACUCGUAUUACUACAUACCUAGACGUAUCUAAUCGUAUGUUGGUUUGAAUUUGUUACUACGGUUGUCCGCUAACUGUUCUUUUGUUCCCUUCUGUUCUGUUCUGUGUUCUUUUUGCGUUGUUUUGUUUUGUUUCGUGUCUAAUUCGCGAACCCGUGUCCCGUAGCGUAUUAGGCUACCGUAUGUAUUACUGCUAUAUGCGACAUUCGUGUGUUUGCGACCAACAUACGAGUAUGUAUUUUUGUACUAACAAGAUUGUUAAGAGUGCGAGAUGAAGAUACGUAAAAACAAAAAGAAAAAAAGAAAAAAUUCGA